AUGGCCAACAGCUUCCUGGAUAAUCCCCAUUUGAAAGUCAGUCGGCCCGUAGCCGCCUGCUCACGAUGUCGGACCGCCAAGAUCAAGUGCGAUGGCAAGCUUCCGGCCUGUUCGGCCUGUGAGAAAGUGGGCAAGGAAGCCCUGUGCUCGGGAGCCAGCGACGAGUUCGCCAAGGGGAAAGAGCGCAGCUAUGUCGCAUCUCUGGAGGGGUACUGUGAGAAGCUCGAACAGAAAAUCGCCCUUCUCCGAAAUCGUCAGAAUUCCAUCCCCUCCGACGGCCAACAUGGGGUGGUGCGCGAAAUGUCCAUCACAUCAACGUCCUCGGAUGGGCCUGUGGGCCCGGCCCAUCGUCGAGAAGUGUCCGAUAUCGACGACCUGGUCGGGGACUUUGGCUUCCUGUCGGUGAAUGCGACCUCGCGAGAUUUUCAGGGCAUCACAUCCAAGACCAGUUUCGCGAAUCUGCUGCUAUCGGUCGCCACCGUGGGAUACCCACCACCCCGCACCCCGAAUCCUUUGCCGGCGCGACACGAAGCUACUCCUCUCCUACAAUACUACUUUGAUAAUGUCUUUAUACAAUUACCUUUCUUCGUGGAGACCAGUUUCUGGACCUCGGUCGACGCGGUAUAUCAGUCCGACGGUCGGUUUGCCAAACCUUUUGACCACUGGACGGUACGCUUGGUGCUGGCGAUAGCGUCCGCAGCCGUCUCCUAUCAAAAAAAUGCCCGCAAUCACCAGCGCGCCUUGGCCUUGGUCUCCGAAGCGCUCAUCUACGCCGAUGAUGUGUUUCGACCAGGGUCCAUCACGUGCAUACAGGCCAUCUUGCUCCUGGCUCAAUAUGCCCUCGUUGAUCCAGGUCGAUUUCGAAGUUGGCACCUGGUGGGGAUGGCCAUCCGAGUCGCUAUCGAUCUGGGACUCCAUCAAGAUCCUCCGACCGAGGUCGCCUUGAACCAGGAUCGACUCGACUUACGUCGGCGCGUCUUUCAUUGCAUUUACAGCCUGGACCGCGGCAUGAGCUCCGCGCUACAUCAUACAUUUACUUUUUCGGACGAGUCGGUGGAUGUUGCACUUCCGGCCACCGAUACUUCAUCUUCGACCGCCGAGUCUAAAACGAUCUUCUUGCGCAACCCUACUCCCGCGCUACACAUUGUCCGAAUUCGGAAAAUCUUAUCUCGGGGAUAUCACGACAUGUAUUUUAGUUCUCGGGAUGCGUCGCCACAACCGAUCCCCCAAAUAUGGACGCUCUGCUCCCAAGCACGGGAGUGGUACCAUGACUGUCCGUCCAGCGCUCCCAAACAUUUCGCCCUUCUCUACCGCCUCGAACUACUCUACACGACCAUCAUUCUUCUCUCCCCCUCCAAUCGAUACCCUGUGCUUUGUGACUACAAUAAAGCACUUCUCUUUGACCGGUGCAUGGAUUUUAUCAGCCAGAUCCAUCAAGUACUGGAAAACUCAAGUGCCUUGCCCUUUUUCACCUUUUUGGACAUUGCCCGUGUCCAGCAAGUGGGCCAUCUCUUGAUUCAAACCCUUCUCGAUGAUUUGGACUUUUUGCUGAGCUCGGUUAUGCCCCCUGAACCUCAAGUGCCUUCAGGCACACCAGAUCCCCCUCUCCUGGCCGAAGAGGACCGGAUCAAUGUCCGGCCCCGGACAUUUCGGUGUCUCUCGUACGUGCGCGACUUGCUGCAUUAUGCCAAGCGGAAAUGGGGGCUGGAUCAACCCCUUGAAGACUUUGAGCGCCAGUCGGCACCGUUGGAAAAGCUGUUGCGAGAAGGGCCGGUAAGGCCAUAUGGAAUGAGUCAAGGAUCGUAUCAACAGGCACCGCUGGCGGUCAAUGGCUAUCAGACGUAUCACCUUGGGUCUACAUGA
This is a messenger RNA of Penicillium diatomitis, 1863 nucleotides long. Its product is annotated as Zn(II)2Cys6 transcription factor. Gene Ontology annotation, molecular function: zinc ion binding; sequence-specific DNA binding; DNA-binding transcription factor activity, RNA polymerase II-specific. Bases 1 to 1863 code for a protein of 620 amino acids. Gene Ontology annotation, biological process: positive regulation of transcription by RNA polymerase II; DNA-templated transcription. The record is from RefSeq and is a predicted model, not a curated record. NCBI's taxonomy places the organism in Eukaryota, Fungi, Ascomycota, Eurotiomycetes, Eurotiales, Aspergillaceae. The transcript is spliced from 2 exons.